AUGACGCAGUUUUUCGGUUCCCGCUCUGCUCUGCGCUGCUCUGCUUCCCUCCCUCGAACCACAUCUCCUCGAGCCCGAGUCCUGCGAAGCCGUUGCUGCGUUCUUAUACCUUCUUCCUCUUCUGCCUGUGGAUAUCCAUGGCACUGCCUCGUCCGUCCGCUUCUGCCUCGUCCACCCCGUCCACGUCCUCACGAUCGCUUUCUCGCUGAUCCGCACAAUCCUCUGAUAGCCCAGCCAAUGCCGGUCAUUGACCUCGAGUACUCUACCGCCUCCGACACCGGUAGCUCCUCGCCCGUGCCUUCUCCGUCAUUACCGUCCCCGCCGCCUCCGUCUGCUGACUCAAAAAUCACCGCCCACCCCCCUCCUCCUCCUCCUGCUGAAUCCUCGCUCGCAUCCUCACCCACUCCUUCCUCUCCUCCCGCUCGCUCUGCAGAUUCCUCUAUAUCAGCAUACACGCACGCCCCUUCGUCCUCCACCAUGACAACAGCAUCCAUAUCCUCCUCCCACGAGGUCGACGCCGCGACCUCGGUCGACGAUCUCACGUACAUGGUAGCGGCCAUGAACCCCAUGUCUGACGACGCAGACGCAGACCGCGCGCUGAACGGCGCAGUCGACAGCGACGAUCACCCUGCUGAUGACCCUGGUCUGAGUACCGAGCCUUUCUGCGACGACGGCGAGGUGGAUGAUACCGUUCGUGCGCGAAUCGAAUACGCAAAGAUAAUAUCGCAGUACACAAAACGACAGCUUGAUUUCUCGCUUCAGAGAUCGCGGCAGCGCUCAGGCGACUCGCUAGCAGUCGAUGACAGCCGCGGCCGCUCGCGCUCAUGA
Myxozyma melibiosi is the source of this 828-nucleotide messenger RNA. RefSeq lists its product as uncharacterized. The transcript is spliced from 2 exons. The record is from RefSeq and is a predicted model, not a curated record. Bases 1 to 828 code for a protein of 275 amino acids. Lineage: Eukaryota; Fungi; Ascomycota; Lipomycetes; Lipomycetales; Lipomycetaceae.